CAACAUCAUAGGACAAUAUCUAAAAAUGGACAAGGAGAAGAAGAAGCAUGCUAUGGCUUCCUCAUCUUCUGAUAACAACAAGUUAUACAAAGGUGUGAGAAAGAGAAAGUGGGGAAAAUGGGUUUCUGAAAUCAGGCUUCCCAACAGCCGUGAACGCAUUUGGUUGGGAUCUUAUGAUUCACCUGAGAAAGCUGCACGAGCUUUUGAUUGUGCUCUUUACUUACUGCGUGGCCGACAUGCUAGCUUCAAUUUUCCUGACACUCCUUUCAAUCUUGACAUCAAUGUGGCUGCUGCAGCUGGUAACCAAUCUCUCACUCCGCAGGAGAUUCAAGAGGUUGCUGCUAAGUUUGGAAAUCAAUACCAACCACAACAACAACACCACCACCAUCAACAAAGCUCUGAUAUUGCUAAUUUUGAGUCCCACAUCGGAAGGGAGAGUAACUUUACUACUACUGCAGCCUCGUCCUCCAACUCUACUAUCACUAUGCAUGAGCAAUGUGGGGCAACAAUGCAAGUGGAAGAAAAUGGAAGCAUGAUGAACACGAUUGAUUGGACAUUUUUGAACGUGUUGGACAAUGAGUCCAACACUAAUGACAAUGGUGGUAUUAAUCUUGGUGGUGAAUAUGGGCUCUAUUCUUCUGAGCUAGACAAGAUGCACUCUGGUGAUUUUCAAUUCUAUUCAGCUCCACCAACAACCCCUUAUGAGGAUAACAUUGCUGAUGAUCUAUUCUCCAAUCAAUCAUCAUUCCUUUGGAGUUGGAACUUUUGAUAAUUCACCUCCCAAGACCGCCCAAACUAAAAUGCAUACUUAUAUAUAUGUGUGUGUAUGGUGGUUGUUUCGUCUUAAUGACAAUAACAAGGACAGGCUAGUCUAUCUCACACCAUAAGAUAUUACUCUAUCUCUGACCUACCAAACUAGCUAGCAUGCAUUGGUGCAUUUUCUCAUUGUAUAUUUUUCCUUUUGCAAUAAAUGUUUGUACUAUUAAAUAUCUUACUAAGUCAUCUGUAUAUUGUCUUUCUCAUAUAUAUCAUAGUCUUAAAUUACAAAAUGUACUCUACAACAGAGAACACAUAAGGCCGUUCUUGCCAUAAUAAGUACAACAAAGACUUGUUUUCGCGUUGAAA
Messenger RNA from Lotus japonicus, 1125 nucleotides. Its product is annotated as ethylene-responsive transcription factor ERF017-like. The transcript has a single exon. Gene Ontology annotation, molecular function: DNA-binding transcription factor activity; DNA binding. Bases 26 to 769 code for a protein of 247 amino acids. NCBI's taxonomy places the organism in Eukaryota, Viridiplantae, Streptophyta, Magnoliopsida, Fabales, Fabaceae. The record is from RefSeq and is a predicted model, not a curated record. Gene Ontology annotation, biological process: regulation of DNA-templated transcription.